UUUUUUCAUAGAAACGCUAGCUAUCUCAGCGCUUGCCUACUGCAUCGAUACUUCACUCAGGUUCGCAGCAAAGCCGUGCAGACGUUAAAUCACUCGCUGAGUAUUCCAAACAGAACCACACCUUUCCAGCUUAAGGAACUUGCAGACAUUUUGGCAUUUGAAAAUGAGUCUGAGGCUGAUGAGUUUUGCACGUUCCACGGUCUAACAGUAACAGAGGGGUUCGUAAACUUUGCUCGUUCUUCUUUCAUUGAGCCCGAGUCUAAGCUUCCCGCAAAGAGAGCCUGGAAACUAAUCGAAUCCAAACGAAGCUGUUCCAUUGGAGAGGUGGUUUACAACGGACCACUUCCAACCCCCCCUCAGCAUCAACCAUGCCUCAGCUUCAGUGAAGACGGCCGCUACAUCGGUUACUUAACGGACCUGCAUUCUACACUAGUUCCCACUCAGAUUGAACCUGCUAAACCCACAGUGUCUUACUCCGAAGAGGAAAUACAAAAUUUUACCAAGACACUGUUCUUGGAAGUGAUGAACGAAAUGUGUGCAGACAUUACAAAGGAAGCCAUUGACAAGGUACAUGUUGAUCUUCAAUUGUCCACGGAGAUUACAGAUACGAUUUACGAGGAGACGAUAUCAGAGUUCAUAAGAGAAACAGCAAAUACAGUGUUUACCGAGGAACUCAGUAAAAAAAGAAUUGCUCAGGAAAACGCGGUCACUCGAGAGCGUGUGUCACGCACUAUUCACGAUGACUUAACAGAGGAGUUUGUUUCUCUUGAAAGUACGAGGAUUGCGGAGGAGGUCAUAAGACAAGUGCGCUUAGAGCUUCUGAAAUUGGCCAGAGAAAGAAUUUCACAAGAGAUUUGCCAGUCCUUGAUAGAGGAGAAAGUCUCGGCUGAAGUAGAAGAAAUUGCUGAGGAAGUAUUGCAGGAGGCAAAGUCAGAAAGAGACGCUAAGUUGCAGCUAUUGGCCGGCUAUGUUAUAAAGAGUAGAACUGCAAAAUAUUUCGAAAGGUGGCACACAGCAUUCCGCGCUAGUGUGCAUUUAAAGGGACUUCUCAACACUUUUCCUCCUGGACCUCCCAUGGUCAGCAUCGAUAAUCAACUCCAGCAACUUGUGGGACACAGAACACAGGACGUCACCAUGGCUGUGAUAAGGACUGAUGCCCAUGAAAGUGAAAUCCGUAAUGUAUUGGAGAAAAGACAAGCACAUAUGGAGUACAGCAGAAAACAAGCAUGCCGUCCGCUGGACGUACCAUUGUUGCUUGCAGACUCGAUGAGAUCUCAGCCAGUCGCUCAAAGAUUAUGUCCCAGCUCCCCGGUUUAUUGGAAAUUGAUUCUAUCGCUACCAGAGAUGCGCGAUGGCCUUGAAUUCACCGGUGAUCACGAGAGCGGGCUUGACGUUUGUUCUAUGAUCAGGGAAAAGUUGAAAAGAGGAUUUUAUCCAGUCAGUGACAACAUUCCUCAUGGACUCAAGAGAAAAAUUGAUUUGUUAGCACUCUAUGGUGCGGAAGUCCGUGGCGUUCCCUUACAGAAAAGAGUGAUGAAAAUUUGCACCAAGGCCUGUUAUGGCGUUUUGACGAACACAGAAGUAAGAGAAGCGAUGGAAACGCGGCAGUUUUUCGGAUCUCACGCGGUCAUCUUUGUUGUUGACGGGAAAGAACUUCAGCGCAGUCCAGAGGCCUCAAGAGAAGCUCACAUUCGCCUGAGACGUAUACUUGAAAGCAAGCCACCUGAACCGAGACUACCAGUCGCUGUGAUAGUAAUUGACCACGAAGGAAAUUCGACAACCGAAGAUAUGUUAUUCCGUCUGGGUGUUCAACAGCUAAAAGCAGAUGGUCUCCUAUCAGAGUGCAAUUUAUCUACAGUCAGCUCGCUCUCAGGCCACCGAGAUGAUCUGUCACAAAAGCUUUGUUCGGCAGUGACUUGGUUAGGACGUCACAUGGCUCGAUGCAGUCUCCCAAAGACCGACAACGUAGGAAACUUCAUUGAGAACGGUCUUCAGAGAUUCUUCACCACACCACUGGCGGAGGAUGUGUUUGUCAGACGACAAGCCAAAUUGGAUCAACAGUGUCCAGAAGCUAUUGUUGAAUUAUACAACAGCGCUUUGGAACAUUUAGGAGCCGUUGCUUCCUCGAGGAGUUUACAAAAUCUGUCCUGGCCGAUGAAAGAAUUUAGCGAUAAAGAAAACGGGGAACAUGAUGUACCAGAUGCUACAUGGAACAGUUACGAGAACUUACAAAGGAUGAAUACACUUAUUACUUCAUUAAAACUGCCUCCACCUCCACCAGCGGCUGUUGAUGGCACAUGGGAGUCUGAAAGUAAUUUGUGUCUAGAAUACGCUCGAAGGUUAUCACCAGACACCGCCAGCCUGUUAAACAGGGUCAAGUGGAUUCUAACUCGCACUCAGCGAGCAUUGAACGGUAUCGACUUACCUCUGGCCAGUCCCUGGCUAUCUGCAUCUCAGGUUCCCUGGCCACUCGUGCUUGAGGCAUGCGUAAAUUUUCGUCUAACCCCAUUACAUUCGGACCCAGGCUUAGAAGAGCAGGACGUUUAUUUCUUACCUGAGGAGUUAGAUGCAUUUUAUCCACCAACGCUUUGGAUGCAGUCGAUAAAUUUGUCAAAGAAGGAAGCGGCGAAAGCAAAGAGUCUAGAGUCGUCUAAACCAAGGAAGAGCAAAGACACCAAGUUACAAGAGUCAUUUCUAGAUAUGGAACAACAGUUUCAAGAUAUAACAGGUUUGUCUCGUACUCUCGCAACGCCAUCAGUACAGUCUACGCCGGUGGUCACGUCAUCCUAUUUAUCGGUUCCAACGAUCACGCCAUUGUUGGUAACGCCACCACUUGUCACGUCAGUACCACGUGCGUCUUCCAUGGUAAAAGAAUCUCCGUGUUCAUCUUCCCAGGCUGAAAUAAGGAUAAUGAACGAACAGCUAAAGUCUGCCGUGGACGAAGCUAAAAUGCAGUCUAGACGAUUUGAAGAAUUACUAAAAAACGGUCUUAGUGACACUGAAAAUCCACGAGAACUGAGAGAGGGUUCGUGGAGGAAAAGGAAAGCGCAAAGCUUGGGAGAAAGCAAGAAGUCGCCAAAGUUCGUUGAGGGGGUGAACCUCCCGAAAGUUGAUGUAUCUUUCGGUUCUCUGGAAGAAAGCCUUCUCCACAUCAAUGCAACGCUUAAGUCACAAAGGCGUUCUGACCAAUUCACAGAAAGAAGGUUGAGUGAGUAUCUGGAUUCAUAGCAAAAAGCGGACCUAUGUUCCAAGGCUGCACCGAUUUAAGUGGGAAGACUAUUUACUUUACUCAUCUUUCAAGCUCUAUGAGAUCUCUAGGUCUGAGCCCAAGGAAAGAAGACUGAGAGGCGGUGGAAAAGACAUACUCAAGCAACACAGGACCUAUUUUAAUGUUUACAGAGCCUCGUUAGUUAGCGAGCUGCAAGCAGGGCCGAAAUAAUACUGCGCACGUGGUUGAGUAUUCGCGCGAUCAUUUUCGAUGGCUGCCUUUUAGGUUUUCUUUCUGUUCGCGCUUGGUUGACCCAGUUGCUGAUUAAUUCGAGGAGGUGUUUACUAUACUGCUUAUCGAGGCAUAUUUAGAUCCCAAAAACAAAGAAACCACCGAAGCAUGCCUUGAAAACUUCUUUUAAAAUCACCGACUGAAUAAAACGCCCUUUUGCACAAAAAGUGCUUUGUGGAACACGCCCAUUACUAAAAUCUCGGCAUAAAUAAACCAUCAAUGCUUCGACUUCUUCUACAGCGCGGUUCUUAUUGGCUUGGCGAUUAAGAGGCUCAAGUUGAUGUAAAAUUGUAAGCUCGAUAUCCACUUUCAAUAGAAUGCGAGCAAUCAUUUUGAAUGGUAUCAGCUCAACUGUGCACAAACAACAGAAUUCUCUAAGGCCCGUUGGCUGUGCAUAAGCAAAUAGAGCGCGAGAAAUAAUUAUGCUUAAAUCUCAGCUGACAGCUUUUGGCGCCAAAAACUAAUUCCCUCAAAACAUUACUGUCAGUGUAUACCAAUGUAUACCAUAUGGGUUACAUAAUAGGUCAUAGCUUAGCGCUUACUGAAACAAAGGAAAGGUAACUGCAUGUGUGCCUUUGAUCACUCAGCUUGAGCAUUUUAAAAUUCAAACAAAUGACUCUUCCAUAGAACCCUGUCAGUUUAAAAUAACUUAUUUGCGAAUGUUUUUUUUUUCUUAUUUGUUUAUUUAUUUUCCUUUAUUUUUUGUCGCAGUGUUGUACAGGUACUUGGCAAGAUGUCUUCAUUUAUAUGUAAAUAGAUGUACAUCUAUGUUUGUUUUUCCUCACGACGUAAUAGUGAUGAACUUAACUAAAAUAGCUUUAUUCAAUAGUUGAUAAUAGCUGAUGCAUGUUAGAAGCUUUCCUUUUGUAAAUAAAAACACAGAUUCAAGACUUGAUCGUUUAAAGAAAGGAUGCAUUAACCGCCAUCUUGGCUGGCAGACAGCAAUAUUUCAAAUGAAAUCUGAUCAUUUUAGGAAUAUGACUGCAAAUAAAUAACUCAAUAAA
Molecule: messenger RNA, 4503 nt
Organism: Pocillopora verrucosa
Lineage: Eukaryota; Metazoa; Cnidaria; Anthozoa; Scleractinia; Pocilloporidae
Source: RefSeq, a predicted model, not a curated record